Messenger RNA from Centruroides sculpturatus (bark scorpion), 1068 nucleotides. RefSeq names its product double-stranded RNA-specific editase Adar-like. Gene Ontology annotation, cellular component: cytoplasm; nucleolus. The transcript is spliced from 2 exons. Bases 1 to 1068 code for a protein of 355 amino acids. The record is from RefSeq and is a predicted model, not a curated record. Gene Ontology annotation, biological process: RNA processing; adenosine to inosine editing. Lineage: Eukaryota; Metazoa; Arthropoda; Arachnida; Scorpiones; Buthidae. Gene Ontology annotation, molecular function: double-stranded RNA binding; tRNA-specific adenosine deaminase activity; double-stranded RNA adenosine deaminase activity.
AUGAUUAGACUGGCCAAAAAAAGGCCAAUGUUAGAUAAAACCGGAAUUGCCAUGACACGUGAUGCAGAAAUGCAUAAAAUAGAAAUUAUUGCCUUAAGCAAUGGCACAAAAUGCAUUAUUGGAAAAAAUGUAAGUAUGGAUGGUAAAUCUUUGAAUGAUUGUCAUGCCGAAGUGCUUGUACGAAGAUGUUUGAAACUUUUUCUGUAUGGUCAUUUAAAAUUGAUAGCCACUGGACGGAAAAAUGAUUCAAUCUUUACCGAAUGUAAACGAACGGGUGGUUACAAACUCAAAGCCAACAUAAAGUUACAUCUUUACGUUAGUGACCCACCUUGUGGUAAUUCAAGAAUACAUUUGCCUGAGAAAUUUAUUCGCAAAUCUUUACAUCGUACUGCUUGUGGAGUUUUAAGAUCAAAAAAUGAAUUCAGAAACGAAUCUUUACUUAUUAAAGCUAAUGAUGGAAAUCGAACAAUAGAGUUAAUGAAACAGCAGAAACAACAGUGUAUAACAAUGUCCUGUUCUGAUAAAAUUGCCUCGUGGAACGUUUUAGGCAUUCAACGUUCGCUUCUUAAUUAUUUCAUACAACCGAUAUAUCUGGAAAGUAUUGUUUUUGGAAAUGAUGUUUAUCCUGGAUGUAUAUUUAGAGCACUGUGGGGUCGUUUCGAAAAAUCGCUUAAAAUGUUGCCGGAACCGUAUCAUUUAAAUAAACCUAAAAUAUGCUGUGUAAGAAAUCCUGAAAACUGCGAAUUUGUAGAACAUCCAGAUUUCAGUGUUACUUGGUCGGUCGGAUUUAAAAGCCCUGAAAUAGUUAAUUCAACAACAGGAAAAUUAGAAAAUGGAAAGAUUUCGAGUUUAAGUAAGAAAGCAUGUUUUCGUCGAUUUAAUAAAUUAUACAACAACAUUCCAGUUGCUGCUAAACGACAGUUGAAUAGAAAAUUAAAGUUGUAUUCGGAAGCAAAACAAUCUGCCUUGAAUUAUCAAGCAGCUAAAAGCAACUUGAAAGAAGCAUUUGAAAAUGCAGGUUUAGGAGUUUGGAUAAUAAAACCUUUACAUAAAGAUGAUGUUGAAUAA